Molecule: messenger RNA, 504 nt
Organism: Adineta steineri
Lineage: Eukaryota; Metazoa; Rotifera; Eurotatoria; Adinetida; Adinetidae
Source: the annotation of a GenBank genome assembly
AUGCCAAUGGCUCAAUAUUUAAACAAUCCGUCAAUGACGGAACUUCGCUAUAAACACCUUCGUUUUCUAAUUACUGAUAGUCCAGCAGAUGAAAAUCUUCAAUCAUUUGUCGAAGCUUGCUUAAAAUUUGGUGUAACAACAUUAGUUCGUGUCUCAGAAAAAACUUAUGAUACAAAACCAAUUGAAGCAGCUGGUAUUAAAGUUUAUAAUCUUGAAUAUCCCGAUGGCAGUGCACCUGAUUCAAUUGUCCGUGAUAAGUGGUUAAAUAUUGUUAAGGAAAAUAAAAGUGGCUGUAUUCUUGUUCAUUGUGUUCACGGACUUGGACGAUCACCGGUUCUUGUUGCAAUGGCUUUACGUGAAGCUGGUAUGAGUCGACAAGAAUCAAUUGAUUUUGUUCGUUCACGCCGUCGUGGAUCAUUUAAUAUUCGACAAUUAGAAUUUCUUCAAGGCUAUCAAUCAGGUCAUCGUCUUAUUAACAAGCAUGCUGGCUGUUUUAUCAUGUAA